This is a messenger RNA of Talaromyces stipitatus ATCC 10500, 951 nucleotides long. RefSeq lists its product as uncharacterized. The transcript is spliced from 2 exons. The coding region runs from base 1 to 951 and encodes 316 amino acids. The record is from RefSeq and is a predicted model, not a curated record. NCBI's taxonomy places the organism in Eukaryota, Fungi, Ascomycota, Eurotiomycetes, Eurotiales, Trichocomaceae.
AUGCCGAGGAUCCUAAUAUUAGGCGCCACUGGCUACAUAGGCAGACGGGUUGCUAGUCGACUUAUCGAAAGUGUAAGAACCCAAGAGAAAGCACUUCAGCUUCAGAAAGAAGAGAUCAUACCAGUGCUGUGCGCCGAUCCUGUCAGCAAUCCAGAGCCUUAUCUUGCAACGGUGCGAUCGAGCUCCAUAGACAUUGUGAUUGAUGUAUCUGGAGCCAAUAAGCAAUCGCAUGCAUUUCUAAAUGAUUUGAAGCGACUUGGUCAGGAACGCAUCGAGUCAUAUCGCAAGAGAGGGAUUGCGAAUGGACCGAAGUUGGGUUUCAUUUACUGCUCCGGAACUUGGGUUCACGGCUCCUCCAAUAGGCCCGUUACAGACUUAGAUUUAGUUGGUCCUGACUCAAUGACUGCCCCUCAAGAGCUCGUUGCUUGGCGAGUCAAGCUUGAGGAUGAGGUCAUUGCUUCAAAUGACAUACUAGAUGCCAUGGUACUUAGGCCGGCCUUAAUAUAUGGGCGCGAAUCAACAAUAUGGUCUCCAUUCUUUACGCCUGUCCUCGAAGCAGCAAGGAACAAGAUCGAAAGCCCUAUUGAAAUCCCUCUCGAAGCUCAGUCCAAACCUGGAUUGGUUCACAUUGACGAUGUUGCGACAGCAUUCCAAAACGCCGUUGAGAAACUACCGAUAAUAGCUGGGGCAAAUGUAUAUCCAGUCUUUGAUCUUGUGACGAGUCAGGAAAGUAUGCGUGAAGUUUUUGAUGCAGUGGGUGCAUGUUUUGGCUAUGCCGGAGUCAUCCAACUGAAGGGUCAUGGAGAUGACCUUUUUGCGAAAGCUAUGAGCACUACCUUUCGUGGUACAUCAGCACGCGCAGAAUUGCUCCUUGGAUGGCGACCAAGACGACGAGGUGGUUUUGUCAAGGACAUGGAUAUUUACUGCAUGGCAUUUGCAGCAGGUAUAUAG